This is a messenger RNA of Dictyostelium discoideum AX4, 1527 nucleotides long. RefSeq lists its product as hypothetical. The record is from RefSeq and is a predicted model, not a curated record. The transcript is spliced from 2 exons. The coding region runs from base 1 to 1527 and encodes 508 amino acids. Gene Ontology annotation, cellular component: membrane. NCBI's taxonomy places the organism in Eukaryota, Evosea, Eumycetozoa, Dictyosteliales, Dictyosteliaceae.
AUGGAAGAAAUUGAUGAUAGUAAUUCAUAUGGAAAUAAAAUAUUUGGAAAUAAUAAUAAUAUUAUAGCAAUAAAAUAUGAAGAUUAUAUUAAAAUCAAUGAUCCAGAUUCAGAUUCAGAUGAACCAUAUUUGGAAUCAGAUGAUCCAAAUUCACCUAAAGAACCAUUAUUACAUCAUUCAUUAAAAAAAGAAAGAGGUCAUUCAUUAGGUGAAAAAACAAUAGGACAAUGGGCAUCAUUUAUAUUUAUUGUUAAUCAAAUUUAUGGUCCUGGUGUAUUAUCAAUACCAAAAGUAUUUCAACAAUCAGGAUGGAUAUUAACAACAUUUUCAUUAACAUUUUUUUUAAUAAUGUCAUGUUUAGCAUCAACUUUAUUAUGUGAAUCAUUGUCGAUGAUACCAGGUAAUAGAUUUUUUGAUAAACAUAUUGAAUAUUCAGUUGCAAUUAAAUAUUUCUUUGGUAAAAAAGUUUAUUUUAUUUUUCAAAUUUUAAAUAAUUUAUGUAUUCAAGCAUAUAAUAUAGCAUCGAUUGCAAUUUGUGCACAAUCGUUAGACCAAUUCUUUUUAUUUGCAUUCAAGAAAACAUUUGCGUUGACCCUAUCACCACAUUUUCAAUUUAUAAGUACAUCAAAUGUAGAUGCAUUAUAUAAUUCAAAUAUAAUUUGUAUAUCGUUGGGAUAUUUAAUAAUAUGUGCAAUUUCCAUACCUACCGGGUUUAUGAAUUUAAAUGAUAAUGUGAAGAUAGUCCAAUCGUUGUCUUUCCUAUUCUUGUUUUUACUAAUUGGUGAAUUCAUAGUACAAUAUUUUUUAAAUGGUAUUGAGUUUGAGAGAGUGCCCGCCUUUGGCCACAGCUACUACCAAUUGGUAUCGAUAUUUGUUUUUUCAUGGGCAUAUCCUAUGUUUAUCCCAUCAUGGGUUAAUGAAAAGAAAGACGGGGUGUCGGUGAACAGGGCUGUGUGGUCGGCCGGGGUGUUCUCCUGGUUCGGGUACUUGUUCAUCGGGCUGUUGGGGGCCUGUGCUUAUGGGUCGUUGGGCAGUGACAAUAUACUAAAUCUUAUGGGGAGCAUUAAGUACCCAUUGGUGACGAGAAUCGCUAGUUACCUAUUCAGUUUAACCGUUAUCGCACCUGGUAUCCCUAUUUGUUUCAUCACUGUGCGUUAUAAUCUAUACGUGGGCUAUAUUUGUGGGAAGAAAGCAUCCUACUUUUUCGGUGUUAUAGCUCCUUGGUUCUUUGCUUUUGUAUUCUGUAAUCAAAAAAUCUUUGCUGACCUCUUAACUUGGUCUUCAUUAAUUUUAAAUACAAUUAUAAAUUUUUUAGUACCUUUUGCACUCUAUCUAAAAGCUUCCUCAAAAAUUAAAUCUUUAAAUCCUGAUCAUCAAUCAAUAAUUAAUCCAUAUUCAAAAUAUUUACCUUCAAAAUAUCAUAGAUUAUUAACUUGGUUAAUAUUAUCAUCAGUUAUUAUAAUAUCAAUAAUUCAAAUAGUUUAUGAUUCUUAUAAAUCUUCAAAAGGAUUUAAUCCAUUAGAUUAA